This is a messenger RNA of Guyanagaster necrorhizus, 651 nucleotides long. RefSeq lists its product as uncharacterized. The record is from RefSeq and is a predicted model, not a curated record. NCBI's taxonomy places the organism in Eukaryota, Fungi, Basidiomycota, Agaricomycetes, Agaricales, Physalacriaceae. The coding region runs from base 418 to 594 and encodes 58 amino acids. The transcript has 3 exons.
CUGUACCUUUGCUAGGAAGCUUGAAUCAACGAAUGUUCUAAUUGUCCUUGCUGAAGUGCCUGCAUGGAGCAUAGCACUUAGCGCCAAUUUUCCUACAAUCUUGAUUCUGGGUUAGGUGCUGCAGUCCUGAAAUCACGGUCACGUAUGAUUAUACAUUUCAUGACUGGAUGGCCUCCAGCACACGACAAAGCUGAAUGAAGUCAAGACAUGGUGCUUACGCAAGACCCGCAUCACCAAUUAGCGUUUAUCCAUCAAUUCUUGAGGUCCAUUCAAAAUAACAGCGCUUCACGUCCACCCUGAAGCCUGUUACGAUCCUCUUAACAGUGGUCUUAGCUCCGUGGACGCCUGCAGCACCCGCUAUUCAAAGGCUGACCCAGAUUGCUAUAUAGUGGGGGAUUGGAAAGCCUCGUUUCUUAAAUGGCUGUCUCUGUGUGCCGUCGUUUUUGUGGCUUUACGCCAUCGCUUUCUUUGGUGGCCAAAGUUAGCAGAAUUGGUGGUCGCAAACAGGGACUUUCUCCCGGCCCUCCGGCUGUGCUUUUACGGAGAAAUUUGAAUAUUUGCAAGGUCCAUUACAAAUUCUACACUAUCUACUGACCGAAUAUGGCAACAAAGCCUGGCGUCGAUGAUCGUUGCUACUGGUCGACUCUAGCC